This is a messenger RNA of Prorocentrum cordatum, 326 nucleotides long. The record is from the annotation of a GenBank genome assembly. Lineage: Eukaryota; Dinophyceae; Prorocentrales; Prorocentraceae.
AUGGCCGGACGCGGCCGCGGCCUGGGCCCGCUGGUGCGGCUUCGCCUGGAGGGGGUGCGGCAGCUUGGACUCGCGGAAGUGCGUGACGACGGGCCUCUCCUCGGCUCCGCGCUCCCCGCGCCCCCGCGCCCAGGGACCUCUGGCCGCUGCCCGAGCGCCGGCGGCGGCGGCGGGGCCCGGCACCGAGGCGCCGCGGCCGCGCGGGCGCCCAGCGCGCCCGCCCCGGCGAGCCGCGCGCGGAGCAGCUGCGCCGCCGAGGCCGCCAUUGGGCCGCCCGGGGAGGCUUACAGGCUUCGGUGGCAACUCGCGGGUGAUGCGGCUGAAAC